Molecule: messenger RNA, 7297 nt
Organism: Phlebotomus papatasi
Lineage: Eukaryota; Metazoa; Arthropoda; Insecta; Diptera; Psychodidae
Gene: Vang
Product: vang-like protein 2
Exons: 3
Coding region: 517-2154 (545 amino acids)
Biological process (GO): Wnt signaling pathway, planar cell polarity pathway; establishment of planar polarity; multicellular organism development
Cellular component (GO): plasma membrane
Source: RefSeq, a predicted model, not a curated record
UGAAGUCUUAGCAAUCGCCUUGAUAAUUUUUCUGACACGACGCUCGCUUUGUUUCUUCCGCAUAAUUAUUGGUCAAUUCCUUGGAAAUAUUGAGUGGUUUCCCGGUAAAACACGGUGGAAAAUAUCUAGAAAAGUUCUGUGAAAAGUUUGUUAGAGCAAUUGAGUGAAAAAUUUAUGUGGAAAAGUUUCAAAAAUGGGAAAAUAGAUAAGUGAUUGAGGGAAUGGCGGCGUGCGACAUAAAAAAGUAUCGAUUCUCCAUAAAAUAUGUUUAAUUUUCCGUCUCUGUGACUCAAUUCCAAAGCAUUAGCUAAAUAGAAAAUUCAUUGGAUUUUUUGAUUGCGAACGGUCACUGCCCUCAUACCAUCUCAUCCAACAUCUUGGCAAUCUUGUUCUCCUCCACUCGAUGCAUCAAAUGGUGAAUUCCUGGCGUGCAGAUAACUGUCAACCGAGCGAUUUGUCAUUGAGAUUGGCGCAUCUAGUGGCGACAGCCGGAAUUCCUCGCAUUCGUCCGGAACCAUGGAUGCUGAGUCUGUAAAGUCCGAACAGAGUUCACGGUCGAGACGCACAACACGCCAGCAGUCCGGUAGCCACCGCAGUCGGCAUUCCCAUCGCAAUCACAAGAGCAAGAGGCCGGAUAUGGCACCAUUCCAGACCACCGUAAACCUCGAGGAUUCCCGUGACGGUCAGGAGAUCAUCGAGGUACAAAUUCUGCCGCAGGAUGAGAACUGGGGCGAGAAUACGACCGCCGUCACUGGGAACACUUCAGAGCAGAGUGUCUCGAUGGAAGAUGUGAGCAAUUGGCAGGGAGGCGGAGAAUCCGGUCUAGGAUUUGCCUGUCAGCGCUACAUGGAGACUUCCCUGUCGCUCAUCCUCAGUCUAGUGGCUUUCUUUAGUCCUCUGGCCAUGGUGAUGAUGCCGAAGCUGGGUUUCUUCUCAAGAGCCUUCGACAAUGCCGAUCUGACGCCCAUCGCCAGGAGUCAACUUCUUGCCUGCAAUGCCGAAUGCAAAGGUCAACUGGUCUCACUAGCAGUGCGAAUGAUCCUCCUGGCACUUGCUUUGUGGGCCAUUUUUCUGCGAAAGCCAGCAGCAACAUUGCCUCGCAUCUUUCUAUUUCGCGCCACCGUAAUCCUCCUUGUUCUCGUGUCAACCUUUGCCUUUUGGCUGUUUUACGUGGUCCAGGUGACCGAGGGCACAAAGGCCAUUAUUGAGGGUGCCGAAGCUGCAGACUAUAAAUCCCUCGUGGCAUUUGCCACAAGUUUUGCCGAUACUCUCCUCUUCAUUCACUACAUAGCGGUGAUUCUGCUGGAGAUACGUCAUCAGCAACCGGUGUACUAUGUCAAAGUGGUAAGGAGUCCUGAUGGUGAGAGUCGUUCCUACAGUAUUGGACAAUUGAGUAUUCAGAGGGCAGCUGUUUGGGUUUUGCAGAAGUAUUACACGGAAUUUUCGAUUUUUAAUCCGUAUUUGGAGAGAAUUCCGGUGUCAAAGUCCCAAAGAAAAGCUCUGUCAACAUUCAAAUAUUACGAUGUUGAUGGGGUGAAUGCAUCGCAGCAGCAGAGUCAGUCGAGAGCUGUAUUGGCAGCUCAUGCCAGAAGAAGAGACUCCAGUCACAAUGAGAGAUUCUAUGAGGAGCAUGAAUAUGAGAGGAGAGUUAAGAAGAGAAAAGCUAGACUUAUUACAGCUGCUGAGGAGGCUUUUACGCAUAUCAAGAGGGUGCACAAUGAACCGGCUCCGGCAAUUCCGUUGGAUCCCCAAGAGGCUGCUCAGGCGGUAUUUCCGUCAAUGGCAAGAGCCCUGCAGAAGUAUCUCAGGGUAACGCGACAGCAACCAAGGCAUACGGUUGAGUCGAUUUUGAGACAUCUGGCUCACUGUCUCAAACAUGAUUUGGCUCCAAGGGCCUUCCUGGAGCCCUAUCUUGUGGAAUAUCCAGUGAUGCAGAGUGAAAAGGAACGUCGUCCAGUGCAAUCUUGGUCACUGAUUUGCGAUGAACUCCUGUCACGUCCUCUCUCUGACGGAUGCUCCUUUCAGCUCAUCCAGAGUGAUGUAUCUCUUGUGGUGACUGUUCACAGGCUGCCGCAUUUUCAUGUGGCUGAAGAAGUUGUCGAUCCCAAGAGCAAUAAGUUUGUGCUGAAGUUGAAUUCAGAGACGAGUGUGUGACAGGAAGAAAAUGCCUACAGCUGGCAUCAGACAAAUGACGAUUCCAACGAUAGGACAUACGAUGAGAUUAUUUAUCAGUUUCUCUAGCCCUUUAUUUAUAGGAAUAAUCCCACUUUUUCUAGUUCACAUAUCCAAGAUGAAUGGUUCUAUUUUUCUCAUAUCUUUAUUUUUUAAGUUUAUCGCCCAGUGAGAUCUUGUUUUUGAAACAAAAGACAGCAGCACAAUAAGACGUAACUAUUUUACAUGCAUUUUGAAUAUUGAAACAAUUGAGUUAAAAUGGACCAGAAAAUAUGUUUGCAGAUUAAACUGAAAUAGAAACUUGUGAAUCUCUCCGGAACUGUCCUAAAAUUCAAAAUUGAAGACUCUUCUUCUAUUGAAAUAGUAAUUUAUACAUCAUCUGCACUCCCCCUCUAUGUCAUGUCCAUCUCCGGCUUAGCGUUAAUGCUUGCAUACAGAACAGAAAAUUUGAGUGUCUUAAUCACAAGAAAAGUGUAACCUUGCUACUUUUUAGAGGUAUAAUAUGUUAACUCAAUCAACUCAACACAAACAGUUCCUUUUCAGUACCAGCAAUCAGUAUUAUCUCUAUUAAUAUUGGGGGCUUAUCGACAAGCCAAGAAGCUCUUCUUUCUGAUAUUUGUGUUAAGUACGUUAAGUAUAACCGUGAUGGCCUUUCAUUCACCUCGCCGCUGCACACAAUCUGAUUAUUGGAGGCACAUGGUUUCCGCGGAGAGAUGUACACAAAGCUACAAUGACUUCACCAGAUGGGACCACUUCCAACCAGAUUGAUUACGUGUUAAUUGAUCGCCAACACCGGACAUCGCUGAUGGAUGUACGCACAUACCGUGGGGCCAACAUCGACUCUGAUCACUAUCUUGUUGGUGCAGUGUUCAGGGCUCGCAUAUCCACACCAAAGGAGCUUGCGCCAACGAGGAUAUCCCAAAUUAACACAGAUGGUCUCAAAUCAGAGCAGCUCCGUAGUAAAUAUGCUGAGGAACUGGAUGUUGCACUCGUGAGCUUCGCGAGUGCAGACAGGAUGCCAAUCAACGAUAUGUCGUCGGUUGCGUCUACCUCUGUCGUAUCUGCAUUUGUUUUGUAUCUGCAUUCGUUGCAAGCUACAAUACAGACGUCCCCUCUUGCGUAAAAUGCUGGCACAAAAGAAAUGCAGAUACGACAGAGGUAGACGUAACCGACGAUGUGGAAACAUAUCAGAACACACGUCAUGGGAAAGGCCAACACUAUCCUUGGUCACAGUCGGAAGAAGGAUCGGAACGACUGGUUCGAUGGUGAAACGCAAACUGGCAACUGAACGUAAGAACGAAGCAUACCGAGCCAUGCUUAGUUCACAAAACACGCGGGCACGUGUAGUCUUAUCGAGAGCUCAGAAAACAGGAGAAGAAACUUCACAGAACCAAGAAAAAAGCUUGGGAGGAAAAACUGGUAAGUGUAGAUGAGGAGUACAGAGCGCAGCCGCACCAAGCGCGGAAGUUUUACCCACAAGUCCGGGGUGUGAAGCCAUAUACGCCACGCACUUUAUCCUGUAAGGACAAGCAGGGGAAUCUGGUUUCCGAUCAGAAUGGCAUCCUGGAGCGAUGGAUGGAGUAUUUUGAUGAAUUUCUCAACGGACAGCUCAAUGAUGAGUUGGAGGUACCAGCAACUCAAGGUGUUGAUACCAUACUAGAGCCACCUAGUAUGGACGAGGUCGAAAUAGCAAUCCGUCGGCUUAACACAACAGAGCGCCAGGAGUAGACGGAAUUGCAGCGGAGCUGUACCAACAUGGAGGCGCCCAACUACACCGAGUUGUUCAUCAAUUAGUGCUCCGUGUAUGGGACGAAGAGAUACUGCCAGAGGAAUGGAAAAUUGGCAUUAUCUGUCUUAUACAUAAGAAAGGAGAUAUCACAAGCCGUAACCACUAUAGGGGUAUUACGUUGUUGAUUACCGCCUAUAAGAUAUUCUCCUCUAAUCUGCUUGGUCGAAUCGUUCCAUUCGCGCAGACCAUUAUUGAACAAUACCAAUGUGGUUUCACUCCAGGUAAAUCAACAACAGACCAGAUCUUUUUCCUUCGGCUGUCUAUGGAGAAGAUGAGAGAGCGUGACCAAGCACUUCACCAUCUCUUCGUCGAUUUCAAAGCAGCCUACGAUAGCAUAGUCAGGGUAAAACUGUAUGAAACUAAAGGAGGUGGCAAAGACCCCUCAUCACCCAAAUCUUACAGACCAAUUGGCUUGACUUCAUUCCUACUGAAAUGUAUGGAAAAGGUGAUUGAUCUACACUUACGACAGGGAAUACUCAUGGAAUUCCCCUUACAGAAAACACAACGCGGCUACCUAAGUGACCGAUCCACUAAUACCGCUUUGAGUGAACUAAUUUGUGCUGUUGAGGGCUCUCUGGAGGCGAAAGAAGUUGCGCUAUGUGCCUUUAUUGACAUCUCUGGGGCAUUUGACAGCACAAAAUUUGACAUGGUACUCGAAGUUUCACGUAAUAAGUACAUCAACCAGUUCAUUAUAGACUGGAUGAUUGCAAUGCUCAGAUCCCGUACGGUAGAAACCGGAGAAGGCCAAGACCGAGUGGCAGUUCGGGUGACUCAGGGAUGUCCACAGGGAGGUGUGUUAUCACGACUAAUGUGGUCCCUGGUCAUCGAUGCACUUCUUACAGAAUUAUCUGAAAACUUCUGAAUUAUUUUAUUAGUUUAAAAUCAGUCUCAUUGAAACACCUUGAGCUUCAUUAACGUCUAAUUAUAAAAAAUAUAAACGUUUUUUCCUAAAUAUUAUCAUUUUUUGGAUCAUCAUACAACAUUCAUCCAUAAAAAACGUUUAAAAUUCAUUCAUUCAUACUAUUUGUUCCCUAUUUUUCAAUAAAAAUAUUUCAGUCUUUUUAGGCCUUAAACAGAUAUGACCGCCUCUAGGCGGUCUUUACCUUUUCUCACCUGGCGCCCAAACGGAAAGAGAUAAUGAAGAAUGGAUGGUUUUUUUGAGUUCAGUGGACCAUUAAAUACUCUAAACAAUUAUUUAACUUCUUUUUGAGAUAUUAAAGAAAAUACUAUUAGAGGGAUAAACUGCAAGAAUUAUCGCGGUAUCUCUCUGUUGUGUACUGGAUAUAAGGUGCUCUCCAACGUUACGUAUAGUCCGUAUAGAAGACUGAUCCCAUGUGCAGAAAAGAUAAUUGGUUCAUAUCAGGCUGGAUUUCGACCGGGAAGAUCUACAACUGACCAGAUUUUUGCAUUGCGCCAGAUUCUGGAAAAAUGCACAGAGCAAUCCAUCACCACACAUCAUUUGUUUGUUGACUUCCAACAGGCAUAUGAUGAUAGCAUUAAACGCUAUCGGCUAUGGGACGCCAUGGUAUCUUUCGGCGUUCCACAUAAGCUUGUCAGAAUGGCAAGACUUUCAGUAUUGUGUAAUGAAAGCUGUGUCCGUAUAAAUAACAAGCAAUCGGACAGCUUUUCCAUUAGCUCUGGACUGAGACAAGGGGACUAGAUAUCGCCUUUAAUGUUUAAUUUUGCACUGGAGGCAAUUUUGGCAUAUGCCGACGAUCUGGUUCUGAUUGGCCGAAGAGUGACUGAUAUACAGCAGAUAUACCAAGAACUCGAGGAAGCACCAUCGCAUAUGGGACUCGCAACAAACGAAUCAAAAACAAAGUAUAUGAUCAGGGGCAUGACGUUUCCUAUGUUUCCCAUGUGUUUCUAGCGUGCCGAAAAAACUUUGGAGUUCAUUCGGUGUUUUCUGUCAUUUUGGAAUGAAUUAGCAAAAAAAUACAAAUACAAAAUAAAAGCCAAUUUAAUAUGGAAAGGGCAACCGAAAAUCCCAAAUUGGCAACCUACGUAGUUUCGGAGAUAUCUCGUGAAAUGUGUACGAAAACGGGAAAAAAAAUACACUAAACUGGUCGCAUUUUUCAGAGCUAAUGUCAGCCCCCUUGUAUAUGAUGGUAUCGAAAAGCGAUGCAACUUACAGUGGAAAUAUUUCAUGUGGAGAGAAAACCUUCGAAUGGGUGGAUAAUUUUAAGUAUCUUGGUUCCAAUGUCAACUCCAAGAAUGUAGUAAGCACAUACAUUUCCUCAAGAAUAAACCAAGGAAAUCGGGCGUUUUAUGCUUUACUACAUUUAUUCAAGUCUUGGUCCCUCUCGAUCCAUACCAAAUUAAAGCUCUACAAGACACUUGUGCGGCCAGUGGUAACUUACUCGUGUGAAUCCUGGACAAUCACAAAAGCUAAUGAAAAUAAACUUGCCUCUUUUGAAAGAAAAAUUUUUAGGAGGAUUUUUGGUCCAGUAAAGGAAACGGCUGGAAAUUGGCGAAUUUGUAGGAACGAUGAGCUCAAACGGUUAUACAAGGAUGCGAGUCUAGUUGCACACGUCAAGGACACAUUAAUCGAAUGGGCUGGACACGUUGUGAAAAUGGAAAAGGGUACGCCAGCUAAGCGAGCAUUUGAAGGGGAACCAGCAGGAAAACGUGCUAAAGGUCGACUCAGGACGAGAUGGUUGGAUCAAAGAGAGGGAAAUUUGAGAAAAUUAAAUGUAAGAAAGUGGAAAAGGUUGGCUGAGGACAGAUUAAAAUGGAGACAGGUUGUGAAUGAAGCCAAGAUCCUAGACGGACUGUAGCGCUACAAAUGAUGAUGAUGACUGUUAGAGGGAUAUACUAAUUUUAAUCAUUUGACACAAAUAAUAAGGCUAAAACCUCUAGUAUUUGAAAACUUAUGAAAAUUGACAAUGUUGCCAAUUCGAAUCUUCUCUGCAUCAUUUUUCUGGUACCAUUAAAUUCAUUUGUAUCAAUCUGUUCUUCAAGACUUGAUAGAAAGUAAGAGAGUAUUUAUACAUUAAUAAGAAAUUUUGAUAUCAAAGCAUUUCUAAAAAAGUAUUUAUAGUUAGAAUUAUACAACUAGAUAAGUAUUUUUAGCUUUUUAUCCAAUAUUUGUAUCACAUAUUUCUCAGUUUUUUUUUACACAUUUUUAGGUUAGGGCUUCUCUUGAAGCUGUUUUAUUUAAUAUAUAUACAUAUACGCAUAUAUUUCUAUGUAAAUAGAAAGAGACCAGAGAAACUCUUUUUCACAAAGAGAAUUUCAGUGAAUUCAAGACUAGAUUUAGGAGAAAAUUUUCUUAAUCACAUUUUUGUAUUAUAAAAAAAUUUUUUAUUUGGUAAAUAAAUGGCAGCAACUAACGGA